AUGGAGCAGGGUUCGUCCAAUGGGAGUCGAAGCAGCGGUGACUACCCCGCCGGUGCCUCCGCCAGCACGAGCGCGGAAGGCAACGGCGGCGAUAGCAGUGUCGACAAAGUCACCAAAAGUAACCAGGAUGAGGAAGAGGAGGGCGAUGACCGUAGUGCGUACGGUUCGGAAGACUUCGACGAUCAGAGCAAGUGCAGUGCCGCCGAGAGCGAGUAUGACUCUCGGGACUACGGCUUUGGCGAAGACGAUCGUUCCAGCACCAACAGCCCAACGACCGCAGACGGCUCCCAGACGCAGACUACGGGGACAGCUGCAGAAGAUGGAGAAGUCGAAGCUAGGAACGAGGCGGUGGGGGGGGAAUCAACAGCAACAGGAGGAGGAGCGUUGGACGAACACAACAACAGUCUGUCUUCGUACGCCGAAGACGACUUUGCCGACGAUGACAGCAUCGUUCCGCCAGCGCAAGAAGAGGUGGUUUCCACGCCGCUGUCCUCGGAUAAACCACCCGAUGCGGCGGGCGUCGCCGCCGCCGGCAACGUUGACGGAAACGAGACGAACCGGCAACAGGAACGAGGAGAACAAUCGGCGGACGACCCAGCUGCCGCCGCCGGCGUCACAGCGUCGCCCUCUCCUUCGUUCAACCAGCCCGACAGAAGAAAUUCCAACGGUGGUGACAAGGGCAGCGCCGACACUAGAACAGCUGGAGGUAAGAACGGGGAUCGACAUCGCCAAGAAAGCGCCUCGGAUAGAGGCGACGGCAUGGGCAACGACCGCGAUGCCACAACCAACCCCGGGGGCGCGCGGGGCGUGGUUAGAGAGGUCGACGACAAAGACCGCCCGAUGGGUUCCUUGCCGCCGGUGACGGAGCUUGAGGAGCGGUUGCGGCGUGCAAACUUGGAGAACGCUCGCCUGAGAGAGGCGGCGGAGCAGAACAUCGCAGCCACGCCGGGCUCGGCGGAUGACGGCGGCGCAAAGAAGGAGCUCGAGGUUCUCAAGCACCAGGUUGAGGCAGCAAGGGCCGUCAUGCUUUCAUCUCUAGCCGAUGGCGAGGACAAGCCAGAGAGGACCCUGCUCGAGCUGGUGCUCCUGGCGGAGUCUCAAGGGUACAAACAGGCAGAAAAGAACAACGCAGGCGGGGGUGGUAGCAGGAGGAGAAAGUCUUCCGCGGCCGAAGCCACCGCCGCAGCAGCCGCUGCGGUGAAGGUCGAGUCCAUCGCUCGAGCCGAGCUCGAGAAGCGCGUGGAGUCCCUCGAGCGAGACCUCGCGCGCGCCGGCCAGGAGAGCCGAGCGCAGUCGGCGAGGGCGGCGUCUCUCCAGCGGCAGCUGGACAGUGGCGGUAACGGUGGUGAUCAAAGCGGCAGCGGGCAAAGUGGCAGUGGCGGGGUCGCCGGCGGAGUAGGAGUUGUGGUGAACAGUGGUGGUGGUCUCGAUGACGUCACGAUCGGAGUAGCGACGGCGGACAUCAUGGCGCUCAAGGUUAAGGCUACCCAGCUGGUGGAGAGGCUGAGGCACGAGAAAUCCGCCCGGCUGAAGGCGGAGCGGAAGACGCAGAAGGUCGCGGGAAAGGUUCAAGUGUUGAGCGACCACAUCGAAAAGCUCAUGAUGUUCCUGAAGCACGAGGCGACGCAGAAGGCGAAGGCACACGAACAACAGCGGCGCCUGCAGAAAGAGCUGGAGCUGGUUAAGGCUAGGAGCACCGCCCUUCUACGCAGCAAUCAGGCGAAGGACAGGGUGACGACGGAGCUGCGGGAGGGCUCGAAGAUAUUGGAAGACCAGCUGCGUCUGAUGGACGAGAAGUACAUGGAGCUCCGAACGAAGCUGGACUGGACCAGAACGAAAGCCGACAAGGACGUCCGCCGCGCCCGCGCACAGGCCUCCGCGCUCCGGACCAAGUGGGCCAUCCUCUGCGGCGACGGGGAGGGCGGCGGCGGGAGCUCCCUGCUGGACACGAUGCAGGUGGACGUGGCGCCGGGGCCCCACUUGAACCACUCGUCGUCUGCGCCGGGGACAGCAGCAGCCGGCGGAGGAAGAGGAGGAACCGGGGCCGCGGGCCACAACAACAAUCAUGGCGUGGCGGCGGGUGGCCAUUCCCCCAAGUUUGCGAGCAGCAACAACGGCCAGCACCAUGGCGGCGGGCCGUCAAGGGCGGGAGUAGGGUCCCCCCCGAUCGCUAGAAGAGGUGGGGGUGGGGGGGGAGGAGGAGGAGGGGGGCGAGGCGUUCCGCUUUCGCGAGGGGGCCAGGAUCCCUUGGCCCCGAGCACGUCGGAUCCAUCGCUUCUCCGGGGACAGCAAACACGGCCGCAGCGAAGCGGCUUUGGUGGGGGUAAUAGUAGUUUGAAAAUGGUCGGUGCCGGCGGCGGCGGCGGGAAAUUCAAAAACGCAGCGGUGCCACUGCCGGGGUACGCCGGGGGAGGGGGCGCGGCACGCGGUGGAUCGCCGCCGGGAGGGCUGUCGGCUGGCUUGUCUGCGGGAACGGAUCCCGGCGGAGAAUUGUUGGGCGACAUGGGGACCGGGAGAGGGGGCACCGGCGGCGGCGGACAACGACCACCUUGGAGCGAACAGGGGGGUGGCAGGGGGGCCGGAGAUAUUGCAUCUAAAAAAAUCCUGUAUGCGUGA
Molecule: messenger RNA, 2616 nt
Organism: Ectocarpus siliculosus
Lineage: Eukaryota; Phaeophyceae; Ectocarpales; Ectocarpaceae
Source: the annotation of a GenBank genome assembly